AUGGCCUCAAUACUGAGACUCCUCUUCGUUUUCCUCUUCGUCUUCCACAUUUCAGUGCUCAAGGCUUCAGGGGCAUCAAUAAUAUUCUACAACAAGUGCCCCCACCCAGUGUGGCCCGGCAUCCAGCACGGCGGAACUCCGCCGGCGACCCUAGCAGAGUUCACGCUGGGAAACGAGCAGGAUUUCUACGACGUGAGCCUGGUGGACGGUUACAACCUUCCAAUCUCGAUCACACCGUUCAAGGGAUCUGGAAAGUGCAGCUACGCUGGGUGCGUGAGCGACCUCAACAUGAUGUGCCCCGUGGGCCUGCAGGUGCGCUCACGCGACAAGAAGCGCGUGGUGGCCUGCAAGAGUGCCUGCUCCGCCUUCAACUCCCCUCGCUACUGCUGCACGGGUACCUAUGGAAGCCCACAGGCCUGCAAGCCCACUGCCUACUCCAGGAUCUUCAAGACCGCAUGCCCAAAGGCAUACUCCUACGCUUACGAUGACCCCACCAGCAUCGCCACUUGCACUCGCGCUAACUACUUGCUCACUUUCUGCCCUCGCCGCCGCUGAUCUCAAGCUCACUACUCCUUAAUUCCUUACUACUUAAUACUUAAUAGUUACUACUAUUCUCUUGGCCUAUCCCUUUCCACUAUUACCAUUAUUAUCAUCAUUAUCAUUAUGUCAUAACAAUUUGCAUUUGCAUUUGCAUUAGUACUACCCAAUACUCUCUUAUUUCGUUACUUUAGUAUUUUAAUGUGUACUAGCUAGGUCUUCUGUAUUAAUUCAUAUUACAAUUACUACUA
Messenger RNA from Arachis duranensis, 788 nucleotides. RefSeq names its product thaumatin-like protein. Gene Ontology annotation, biological process: defense response. The record is from RefSeq and is a predicted model, not a curated record. Lineage: Eukaryota; Viridiplantae; Streptophyta; Magnoliopsida; Fabales; Fabaceae. Gene Ontology annotation, cellular component: extracellular region.